Ahaetulla prasina is the source of this 2740-nucleotide messenger RNA. Its product is annotated as prolactin-releasing peptide receptor-like. Lineage: Eukaryota; Metazoa; Chordata; Lepidosauria; Squamata; Colubridae. Gene Ontology annotation, molecular function: neuropeptide Y receptor activity; neuropeptide binding. The transcript is spliced from 2 exons. The coding region runs from base 299 to 1330 and encodes 343 amino acids. Gene Ontology annotation, biological process: G protein-coupled receptor signaling pathway. Gene Ontology annotation, cellular component: neuron projection; plasma membrane. The record is from RefSeq and is a predicted model, not a curated record.
UCACCAGGUGCAGCUUGCUUGCUUUCUCCCUCCCUCCCUCUUGCUGUUAACAAGCAGCUCUAACUGGUUAUGGAUCUGAAAAUCAAAUGGGAUUAAGAAGAAGAAGAAGAAGAUGCAGAAUGACAUCGGACUUCUAGAGAACAGCUAUGAAUACAUGCAAAUAUCAGGUGCCCAAACUCAAGGUAAAAUCUAUCCAUCAUCCCAAGAUGAUUUAGACAAAAAUUAAUGAUAGUACGGGCAUGCUUAUGUGCUAGGAUUAAUUUUAUUGGCAAGGAAAUUGUAACCGUGGAAAAAGGCAAUGGAACCAGCAAAUCUGACCUCUCAGAGCCUUCUUUCUGAAAUUCAAAACAACACCAGCAACCUCUUCCUGGGGCUCCAGCUUGUCCAGUUCUUCAAGCCUCUCAUUAUUCCUUGCUACUCUCUGGUGGUCUUUGUUGGUGUCAUUGGGAAUUACCUCCUUAUUUAUGUUAUCUGCAAGACUAAAAAAAUGCACAAUGUCACCAAUUUCCUUGUGGGCAACUUGGCAUUCUCAGACAUGCUAAUGUGUGCCACCUGUGUACCCCUGACUUUGGCAUAUGCCUUUGAACCCAGAGGGUGGAUCUAUGGACGCUUCAUGUGUUACUUUGUGUUCCUGAUGCAGCCGGUCACCGUAUUUGUGUCUAUUUUCACUCUGACUGUCAUUGCUGUAGACAGGUACUAUGCCAUGGUUUAUCCCCUUCAGAGGAGACUGACAAUAUCUAUCUGUGUGUAUAUCCUGGCUGCUAUUUGGCUAUUGAGUUGCAUACUAGCUGCCCCAGCCUUGGUCCGUACUUACCAUGCAGAAUUUCCAGAGCUGGACUUCUCCAUUUGUGAAGAAUUUUGGUUCCACAGGAAAAAGGAUCGCUUAGCUUAUGCCUACAGCACCCUCAUCCUCACCUACGUUCUGCCCUUAAUGGUCAUCUCUGUCUCCUACCUGAGGAUCUCAGUCAAGCUGAAAAACCGAGUCGUUCCUGGUAAUGUUACCCAGAGUCAAGCUGAGUGUGACCGAGCUAAGCGGAGGAAGACUUUUCGUCUGCUUGUCUUGGUGGUCACUGCCUUUGGAGUUUGCUGGCUGCCGCUGCAUCUCUUCAAUGUCAUCAAAGAUGUCGAGAUCAGACUGAUAGACAAGCAAUACUUCAACCUUAUUCAGCUGAUUUGCCAUUGGUUUGCAAUGAUGUCUGCUUGCACAAAUGCUUUCCUUUAUGCCUGGCUACAUGAUCGGUUUAGGGGGGAGCUCAAGAAAAUGUUUGCUUGGAGGCAGAAAAAGACAGCACCUGCCACAAACUGCAUUGCGGCUAGCAUGGCUUUGUAAGGGUGGGGUUCCUUCUCAUUUCUCUAACUUUUGCCAUGCUCUUUACCUGAUGCAAAAGUUUAAGCAAACCCAGAUGACACAGCACAAAACAGUUCUUCCCUUAAACACAAAUAAGUUGUACCAAUGUAGCCCAUGGUUAUAUGCUUUCUUACUUAGCACAAUAUACUCAUCAUAACUGCUAUUUCAAUAUUGUGGUUUAUUGCGGUAAAAUAUCACAUAUGUGUAUACAGGGGAAAAACAUAGGAGAAACAGAAUAUGAAUUUUGUGGGGGAAAAAAGAGAGGAAUUUCAACGAGUAAGAAGGAAACCUGAAAAAAUACCCCAACUGCUGACUCCAUAUAAGCCAUGCCAUGCUACAGGAUGACUUAACUGGACUGCGAUGCGGGGGAGAUGGUGGUCUUAUGGGUACAUACCUUGCAUCCAUAUAUCUAAGGAGAAGGAGAGGGUGGGUACAUUUCCAUAAAUGUGAAAGAAAAACCAUUAUAAAACAUUUAAGUGAAUAUUUUCACUUAAAUAUGUUUGAUGAGAGAAAUAUCUCUUCCAUAAGUGAGUGGACUCUUUUUUACCAGGUGCCUUAUUUUUAAAAUAUUCCUAAUUUUAAUCUACUGAAGGCUGGGAUGGGAUGAGUGGGAUAGGUAUGAGCUGUGCCUGGAUGGAAACUAGGAGAUUUGAGGAAAAUUCCUUGGAUUCAUUUAAUUGCAAGAGCUGUUGUCCUGACUUUGCUUUGUAACAUGUAGUCUUGUUGGGACUGUGACAAGAUCCCUCUGUAAAAUUCUUUGAAGCUUCCUGUAAAAAAAGCAUCUGGCUCUACCAGAACCUGAUCAUUUCUUUGCUUCUGACUUUCUCUGUUUUUGUCUGUUUACUUUUGUUUCUGAUUAGAGUAGGGGUCUCCAACCUUGGCCACUUUAAGCCUGGUGGACUUCAACUCUCAGAAUUUCCCAGCCAGCUUUGCUGGCUGGAGGAUUCUGGGAGUUGAAGUCCGCCAGGCUUAAAGUUGCUAAGGUUGGAGACUCCUGGAUUAGAGGAUUUAUAUUGCCCAUCUCAACUUCGGCAACAACUCAGCUAACUGUUUUUCUUCACGGCCGACUCCUGAAUCAUAAUAUAUGAUUCCACAAUUCUUUUGUUCUACCACUUAUGUUACAGUCUGGCCUAUUUCUAAAGAAUAUCAUUUUAGCAUGCUUUCAUUCCCCUUAUUAUAUGCAGUGGAGAGACAGGUAUUAGGUUUAUUACUGUCAUGUUAUUGUCUUUAAAGAAUGGAAGAAUCUUGUCGCCUGUUUUGCCAUGUUUGAUGUUUACAUUUUCUCUUAUGAUGACUCCUUCAACAAAAAAGUGGAAGAGAAUUUGAAAACUGCAUAAAAAGCUGGUCAUGUUCUGUGUUACGAUGAGCAACCAAUAAAUUUAAUAAACAGUA